AGACGAGAGGUCAGCAGCUGAGGGCUUCCGCGGGGCAGGGCUGUGUGGGAUGUGGAGCCUUGGAGGGCGUCCCAGCAGCAGCUACCGCCCCCUUCCCCCGCGCGUGGCCAGCCCUCUGUGCCGACGCUGGACAGCAUGCUCCUGAAGGUGCUGCUGCUUCUAGGGCUCGCUGUGCUGGGCACUCAUGUCUGGACGAUUCAAAAGGAAUUUGUAAAUGUUAAUAAGAACCACGAUUAUUUUGUGGCAUCUGUGGAGUUUGCCGUGGCUCGGUUCAAUGACGACAAUAUGGAAGAGAAUGCAUACAGGUUGCUGGAGGUCGGGCGAGCCCAGCAGAAGAGGUGGACAAUGAUAUUUUUAAUGGACUUGGAGAUCGGCCGCACAAUUUGUAAGAAACACAGUAAAGACAUUGACAACUGCCCCUUCAAAGAAGGCCCAGAGGAGAAACAGGUGGACUGCACUUUUAUUGUGGAUGCUCGACCCUGGUUUUCCCAGUUCACCCUCCUGAACAGCACCUGUGUGUAGAAAUAGACGGGGCAGGAGCUGUGGCUUCUCACAGCAGAAGUUCCUUUUCUGCUAGAGGGUGAGAGUCGGCCUGCAGUCACAGGUCUGUGCAGCAGCAAGGGAAAUAAAGGCAUCUC
Molecule: messenger RNA, 638 nt
Organism: Ceratotherium simum simum (southern white rhinoceros)
Lineage: Eukaryota; Metazoa; Chordata; Mammalia; Perissodactyla; Rhinocerotidae
Product: putative cystatin-16
Molecular function (GO): cysteine-type endopeptidase inhibitor activity
Source: RefSeq, a predicted model, not a curated record